This is a messenger RNA of Lathyrus oleraceus (garden pea), 2528 nucleotides long. Its product is annotated as acyl-CoA-binding domain-containing protein 5. NCBI's taxonomy places the organism in Eukaryota, Viridiplantae, Streptophyta, Magnoliopsida, Fabales, Fabaceae. Bases 169 to 2061 code for a protein of 630 amino acids. The record is from RefSeq and is a predicted model, not a curated record. Gene Ontology annotation, molecular function: protein binding. The transcript has 11 exons.
UCUUUUUCCAAUCUCUGCAUGCCCUUUCUUUCUUUCUCUCGAUUUCAUUUUCACCCUCGUCCCCACCAUUUUCCAAUUUAUAAUUAAUAACACAAAAAAAUAACUUUUUAAUUUUUUAAUUUUUAUUUGAUUUUUCAAUUUCUUCAUCAAAUUCAUUCUCUUGAGAAAAUGAGGUGGGAAAAGAUUGAGGUUAAGGCGAUAGGAAGAGAGGGUGAAGGUGUAGUAGAACUCGUAUCUGGCCCAGGCAAAAGGUGGGGUCACACCUGUAACUCCAUUAAUGGUGGUAGACAUAUCUAUGUCUUUGGUGGUUAUGGUAAAGAUAACUGCCAAACUAAUCAAGUUCAUGUCUUUGACACUGUGAACCAGACAUGGAGCCAACCUGAAAUAAAAGGCUCCCCACCUACUCCUAGGGACAGUCACACUUGCAGUGUUAUUGGUCAUAAACUGUUUGUGUUUGGGGGUACUGAUGGAAUCAAUCCACUCAAGGAUUUGCAUAUUUUAGACACUUCUUUGCAAACAUGGGAUUCUCCGAUUAUAAGAGGGCAAGGGCCAGAGGCACGGGAGGGUCAUAGCGCAGCUGUUGUUGGGAAACGGCUUUACAUUUUUGGUGGUUGUGGAAAAUCGGCUGAUAAUAACAAUGAGGUCUACUACAAUGAUCUUUACAUACUGAAUACAGAGACGCUUGUUUGGAUGCGCCCUACAACAUCAGGCACACCACCAUCUCCUCGUGAUAGCCACACUUGCUCAUCGUGGAAGAACAAAAUUAUUGUGAUAGGGGGUGAAGAUGGACAUGAUUAUUAUUUGUCUGAUGUCCAUAUCCUUGACACUGAUACUCUAAUGUGGAGGGAGCUGAGUACAUCAGGCCAAUUGUUACUACCUCGGGCUGGUCAUUCCACAGUUUCUUUUGGCAAGAACUUGUUCGUUUUCGGUGGAUUUACAGACGCCCAAAAUCUAUACAAUGACCUUUAUAUGCUUGAUGUUGAUACUGGUAUUUGGACAAACGUUACAACUACAACCAAUUGUCCUUCUGCUAGAUUUUCUGUAGCUGGUGACUGUUUAGACCCAUUUAAGGGCGGUGUUCUUGUGUUCAUCGGCGGUUGUAAUAAAAGUCUUGAAGCCUUGGAUGAUAUGUAUUACCUAUAUACAGGUAUUGCUAAGGAAAGUGAACAGAGACUAGAGAAGUUAUCUAUGAAGAAGCAAUUGAAGCUGAAAUGCCAAGAAGAACAAAAUCUCAUUCCUGGCCAAAAUCAAGUUAUGGUUGGAUAUGGAGUGGGUGCUGAUAUUGGCCAGGUCAUGAGUGUGUUGAAUUAUAGCCAGCCAAAUAGAACAAAUAUCCCAGUAAAUCAAUUGCUGCCUUCUCAUGGAAAGAAAUCAUUUGAAGCCAAGGUUACUGAAAACAUCUCAGAGGGAUAUACUAUUGAAACUGUUAUUGACGGAAAGCCUCUUCGUGGAGUUCUGUUUUUAAACAAACAAAACCCUCUUCACCCAUCUGCUCAUGCUCUUAGUAGCAGGAAAAGGACUGCUGGUGAAGUUGAUGGUGUCACCUCAAAUGGUACACAUUCAAAUAUAUUGAAGACCCCUAAAGUGCUUAAGCAAAAUCAAAUGGAAAAUCGACAUCCAGAAUCCCUCGGUCACAGUUCUGAUGCUGUCGUUGCACUUGCAGCAAGCAAUCCAAUAACUGCCAAUGCAUCUGUUAACCAUAAGGUUGAACCAGAAGCUGCUUCUUUGAAUCAAAAUGCUGAAAAAAUUGAAACACCAACCUUGGGGGAAACCUUGAAAAAUGAUGGAGCAAAUCAUCCAACCUUGGGGGAAACCUUGAAAAAUGAUGGAGCAAAUCAUGUGACAAAUUCCAGAGUUGAAGCCCAAACAAAUGUUCAAACAAUUGCGGUGAUUCCUAACUUAGAACCUUCAAGUCAUGAUAAAAAUAAUGAUGCACCAAACUGCAACACAGAAUUUCUGAAACCUGUCACAACUGAGAGUGCUGUGAAUUUUUCAAAUCAAGGUGCAGUGGUGGAUUCUACAACUCCAAGAACAGGAGAGUGCAGCGAACCAACAAAAUGAAUUUGAGCUGAGGAGAAGGAAAAUGAAGACCUUGUUUUACUUUGCAUUUGUACAUACCUCAUUUUCUAAAGGGUGAUCAUAAAGGUCAAUCAAUAUAACCGGUGGUAUUGGUAUAGGCUAACAUCGUCAAAUGGUCGGUCGGAAACACUAUUGUGUCGACACCGUUUGAUCUGCAUUUUUUGUUGAACAAGAAACCAUGAUUACCUUAGGUGUAGGUAGUGAUAAAAAGUAGUCUUUAGUUUGAAACCAUAGAGUUAUCAUCUAUUUAUUAUUUCCAUUCAUGCUUCUUUCUUUCAUUGCUAAGAAAGAAAAUUUUGUUAGAAGCUUUACUUUCCAUUCUGCUAUCAGGUCAUAGAAUGAAACCUUAUUUUCAUUAUUUUAAAAUUAGAUCAAACUUGAUCUUAUAUGUUUUGAGACUUGUUGAUGACAUGCUGACAGAAAUAUAUGAAUUUCUUUGUUGCUUGGAA